Molecule: messenger RNA, 1509 nt
Organism: Raphanus sativus (radish)
Lineage: Eukaryota; Viridiplantae; Streptophyta; Magnoliopsida; Brassicales; Brassicaceae
Product: cytochrome P450 81D11-like
Exons: 3
Coding region: 1-1497 (498 amino acids)
Molecular function (GO): monooxygenase activity; iron ion binding; heme binding
Source: RefSeq, a predicted model, not a curated record
AUGGAAUAUCUUCAAACACUACUUAUCUCACUCUUUCUCUUCUUCUCUACCAUGUUCUUGUUGACAAAAUCAAAGCCAAAACCAAACUUGCCACCGUCUCUGAGAAACUCAUUGCCAGUGAUCGGCCACCUCCACCUGAUGACGCGACCAUUUCAUCGAAAAUUACUUUCAUUCUCAAGAUCCCUAGGAAAUGCUCCAAUCAUCCACCUCCGCUUAGGGCAACGUCAAACUUACGUCGUCUCGUCGCGUGCCAUAGCCGAGGAAUGUUUCACCAAGAACGACAUCGUCUUUGCGAACCGUCCUGUGCUGAUGAUAAACAAGCAUUUAGGGUAUAAUGCAACACAUAUGGUCGGAGCAUCUUACGGCGAUCACUGGCGAAGCUUACGUCGAAUCACCGCCGCUGAGAUAUUUUCGUCCAUGAGGCUCUCUAUGUUCUUGCCUAUACGUAAAGACGAGAUCCGGCGGCUUUUAUUACGUCUCUCCCGAGACUCCAUACACGGAUUUGUUGAGGUGGAGAUGAAAUCACUAUUUACAAACUUGGCAUUCAACAACAUCAUCAGAACUAUAGCUGGGAAGCGAUACUACGGUGAUGAUGCAGAGGACGAAGACGAGGCCAAAUUAGCGAGGCACUUGGUGUCUGAGGCUAUGGCAGGUGAUAGUGGAAGAAACCCAGCUGAUUAUCUUUCGUUCUUGCGUUGGUUCACAGAUAGUGAAGCACGGAUCAAAGACGUAGCUCAUCGUUUCGACGCAUUCUUGCAAAAACUAGUCGAUGAGAAACGUGCGGAGAAAGAGAAAAGUAAGACCAUGAUUAAUCACUUGCUUUCUCUCCAAGAAACCCAACCUGACUGCUACACAGAUGUUGUCAUCAAAGGAAUCAUCCUUGACUUGAUAAUUGCGGGUACGGAUACAGUAGCUAUAACGCUAGAAUGGGCAUUGUCUAACUUGUUAAACCAUCAAGAUAUACUAAGGAAAGCAAGAAUUGAAAUUGAUGAUAAGAUCGGUUUGGACCGGUUAGUGGAUGAACCGGAUAUUGUGAAUCUUCUUUAUCUUCAAAACAUAAUACUAGAAACACUCCGUUUGUAUCCUGCUGCUCCAUUACUACUCCCUCACUUGUCAUCUGAAGAUUGCCAAGUGGGAGGUUACGACAUGCCACGAGGCACAAUGUUACUGAUGAAUGUGUGGGCCAUUCAUAGAGACCCGGAGCUAUGGGAAGAGUCAGAACGGUUCAAGCCGGAGAGGUUUGAUAAAGAAGGGGAAGCUCAAAAGGUUAUGCCGUUUGGGCUUGGAAGACGGUCUUGUCCUGGAGCUGGGCUUGCUCAUCGGUUAAUGGGCUUAACUCUUGCAUCGUUGGUGCAAUGUUUCGAGUGGGAGAGAGUUGGUGUCGAACAAAUUGAUAUGAGGGAAGGGAAAGGUGUCACGAUGCCCAAAAAGGAGCCCUUGCGAGCCAUGUGCAGAGCACGUGUUCUCGCCGGUAACAUGAGAGAAGACUUUCUUUGAAUAGGUUAUACG